This is a messenger RNA of Calidris pugnax (ruff), 3245 nucleotides long. It is a transcript of the gene ALOX5, whose product is annotated as arachidonate 5-lipoxygenase. Gene Ontology annotation, cellular component: nuclear envelope. Gene Ontology annotation, molecular function: iron ion binding; protein binding; arachidonate 5-lipoxygenase activity. Lineage: Eukaryota; Metazoa; Chordata; Aves; Charadriiformes; Scolopacidae. The coding region runs from base 33 to 2057 and encodes 674 amino acids. The transcript is spliced from 14 exons. The record is from RefSeq and is a predicted model, not a curated record. Gene Ontology annotation, biological process: linoleic acid metabolic process; lipid oxidation.
GUGAGGUCGGGGGGUUGUGUGGCGGGGGGACCAUGCCGUCCUACACGGUCACGGUGGCCACGGGCAACCAGUGGUUCGCGGGCACCGACGACUACGUGUACCUGAGCCUGGAGGGGACGGCGGGCUGCAGCGAGAGGCACCUCCUGGACAAACCCUUCUACAACGACUUCGAGCGCGGUGCGGUUGACUCCUAUGAUGUGACUGUGGAAGAAGACCUUGGAGAAAUUCAGCUAAUAAAAAUCGAGAAACGAAAAUACUGGUACCAGGAUGACUGGUACCUUAAGUACGUCACUGUGAAAACGCCGAUGGGUGACUACUUGGAGUUCCCAUGUUACCGUUGGAUUACAGAUGAAAAAGAGGUUGUCCUUCGAGAUGGAAGAGCAAAGCUCCCCCGGGAUGACAAGACCCAGAUUCUCAAGCAGCACAGACGCAAAGAGCUCGAGACCCGUCAAAAAACCUACCGCUGGAAGGAGUGGCACCCAGGCUUUCCCCUGAGCAUCGAUGCCCACUCUCACAGCGAUCUGCCUCGUGACAUCCAGUUUGACAACGAGAAAGGAAUCGACUUCAUUCUGAACUACUCUAAAGCGAUGGAGAACCUUUAUAUCAACCGUUUCAUGCACAUGUUCCAGUCCUCCUGGAGUGAUUUUGCAGAUUUUGAGAGGAUCUUUGUCAGAAUCAGCAACACAAUUUCCGAGUACGUGAUGCAGCACUGGAAGGAAGAUUUUAUGUUUGGCUACCAGUUCCUGAAUGGAUGCAAUCCCGUGCUGAUCCGGAGAUGCACAGAGAUACCCAAGAAGUUGCCCGUGACUAUGGAUAUGGUAGAAUGCAGUCUGGAGAGGAACCUAACCCUGGAGCAGGAGGUGAAGGCAGGAAACAUUUUCAUUGUGGACUAUGAGCUGCUGGAUGGUGUGGAUGCCAACAAAACUGACCCGUGCACGAUACAGUACUUGGCUGCACCCAUCUGUCUGCUGUAUAAGAAUCUGGAGAAUAAAAUCGUUCCCAUUGCAAUCCAGCUUGGUCAAAAGCCUGGCCCAGACAAUCCCAUAUUCCUUCCUUCGGACGCCACGUACGACUGGCUGCUAGCUAAAAUUUGGGUUCGCUCAUCUGAUUUUCACAUCCACCAGACAGUGACCCACCUCCUGCGGACACACUUGGUCUCCGAGGUGUUCAGCAUAGCCAUGUUCCGGCAGCUGCCUGCUGUACAUCCCCUCUUCAAGCUCUUGGUGCCACACAUGCGGUUCACGAUAGCCAUCAACACCAAAGCCCGAGAACAGCUUAUCUGUGAAUGUGGCCUUUUUGACAAGGCAAACGCCACGGGUGGAGGAGGACAUGUACAAAUGGUGCAGAAAGCAAUGAAGGACCUGACUUACAACUCCCUCUGCUUCCCUGAGGAGAUCAAAGCUAAAGGGAUGGACAGCAAAGAGGAUAUCCCCUACUACUAUUACCGGGAUGACGGCAUUAAAGUCUGGGAGGCUAUAAAGAGUUUUGCAGAGGAUGUGAUUCACAUCUACUAUGAGAGCGACGAGGUGGUGUGUGAGGAUGUGGAGCUCCAAGCCUUCGUCAAAGACGUUUACGUUUAUGGGAUGAGGGGCGUGAAGGCAUCAGGGUUUCCCAAGGCCAUCAGGACACGAGAGAAGCUGGCGGAGUAUCUCACCGUGGUAAUAUUCACCACAUCGGCCCAGCACGCAGCGGUGAAUUUUGGCCAGUAUGACUGGUGUUCCUGGAUUCCCAAUGCCCCACCAACAAUGCGCCGCCCUCCUCCGACAGAAAAGGGGACGGUCACCAUCGAGCAAAUCGUGGAGAGUCUGCCGGACAGGGGCCGUUCUUGUUGGCAUCUUGGAGCUGUCUGGGCCUUGAGCCAAUUCCAGGACAAUGAACUGUUUCUGGGCAUGUACCCAGAUGAACACUUCGUGGAGAAGCCGGUGAAAGAGGCUAUGGAAAAAUUCCGCAAGAAUCUGGAUGAGAUCGUCAACGCCAUCGCCGAGCGCAACAAGAACAAGAAGCUUCCUUACUACUACCUUUCCCCAGACCGCAUCCCCAACAGCGUCGCUGUUUGAGCAGAAACCCAGGGGAGUUUGGAGGCGCGUAAAGCUAAUGAUGCUUUCCUGUUACAUGCGCUUUUUGUCAAUGAACUUGCAGAAAUGGAUAAAAUAAGAAACCCACCUUUUCCAUCGGAGCUGACCCAUAGUUGGUUUGGACUUUCAAAACCAAUUCGAUUAUGACUGGUCUUGCAAAAUCUAGUUGACAACCCUCUAGGUCAAUUUUGUUACAGGUUUGUUUUUCCAAAAUUAUUUAAAUAAUCUCAGAAUCAAUAUCCACAUUUCUGUUAGCUUUCCCUCAUCUGGCCAAAACAAUAACAUCAUACAUUCAUUUAUUCAACAAAAAGAGUAUCAUGAGCAAUAAGCAAGUCGCAUCUUUAAAAUCCUUCCUAUUUUUAAUAGGUGACACUGGUGACAUAUAAAAAUAUAAUCUUUAAAGUUUUUGCAUAGUUUUUAAUCCAAUUAAAACAAAUGUUAAAUAUUUUCACUACAGCUGUGAGUGUCCUAAUCAGGAUGAAGGUAGAAGCAGGACAUUUUCUUAACACAGCAGACGGGUUUUAUCUCUUUCACACCGAUUUCAUAUGAAAUGAGACAGCCUGCUUCACAGGAGACAAAAAUUUUGUACCUAUGUAAACCUAUAUAUUUUCUACAUAAAACUAGCCAGGUUUGUUUCAGCCUCUGCCAGCGGAGUUUGAUGUUGUUUGUAUGUACAGACAAAUUUUUUGCUUAGCACAACAGCAAUGAGUACAGACCUAGCACUGCUUAUGCUCAGUUUCUACUGCAUCUUGAGGCUGAUGGGUUUUGUGUAUGGUUUCCUCUGUUUUGUGGGGGAUGACGAGUCCACUUUUUAUAAUGAAAAAAACUGGAGAAGUGGUUAAUUGACAGCUUCUAAGGGAAAUCUUCAGACUUGGACAAUUAAGCAUAACUGGCAUGUUCCAACUUAGUUAGAAAUAACUGAGUUUUGUCUGUUUUGUUUAGAGGUGAUUUGGGGUGAGUACUUGGGCUUUGGUUAAAGGUUAGAGAGUCAUUGAUAUAAUCAACGCAAAAAAUGAGGUUCGGGGGAUUUAAGAGUAGUAGUUUUGUUAAUAACAGUUUUGGUUUACUUUUCCCAGAAUUUGUUCCUUGUACUAGUUUCACCAGCCUGCAGUGUGUUUCCUCAAUAGCUAAGAAAGCCCCUUGUCCUAAUAAAAAAAAACUGAACCAGAA